Messenger RNA from Didymodactylos carnosus, 687 nucleotides. Lineage: Eukaryota; Metazoa; Rotifera; Eurotatoria; Philodinida; Philodinidae. The record is from the annotation of a GenBank genome assembly.
AUGCAUUAUCUAUUACUUGUUCUUAUUGGCGUCUAUGCUGUUAAUGGUGCAACACUACUUGGCAAUAGAUGUCAAGCUGAAUUUCGCAAAGCACAUUUAUCUAAAAAUUUGAAUGUAUCAGUUGCACACACCAUCCAUUCAUUAACCGUUCCAGCUUUACGUUUAUUCAAUCCACGUGCAACUGUCGACAAUCACAUUCCAACUGUUAAUCAAAAUUUACAUGGUACCGGACCAAAAGUAGUGAUGUAUGCCCCCGAUGAGAUUCUACCAACUGGUUAUUAUGGAUUCACAAUGCAAAUGAUUGAUAAAAUUCUAUCAAUGAUUGGUAAACAAGAUGAUGGCCUAGGUCCGCAUUGGUCAGCAGUCGAACGUAUCGCACACAAAUUUCACAUGUGGGAUCUGUGGGCACGUUUACAACCAGAAGUUGAAAAACUAAAUCCCAAACCAUCAGAGAAAUUAUGUGCAUGUUUAUUAGAUACCGAAAAGAAUGGCAUUCUUGAAGCUGUACAAUGGAUAGCCAAUCAUUAUGAAAGCGGUACACCAAUAACAUUGUUAGAUAGACCAAUACCCAAGUUAGUAGACGCAAAAGCAUGGGACUUCUGGAAAAAUGAUUUACUUCAUUAUUAUGACGCAGAAUCCUUACAUGAUGCAGCAACAUAUUUACAUUGUGCAACAAAGGAUUUUUAA